AUGGCUACGCUCUCGAGCUCAGCAUCAGCUGAGAAGAAGGCCCAGGAACCAAACACUGUCCGUUUUGCCUCGCAGAACCAGGAGAUCGAACCGCCCCAGAGUCUUCUGUCGUCCAGCGACUCUCCAGGUACAGCCAUCAAGGGAAAUGAUGGAUCUCUACAUCGAGGGCCUGGUGGUGAAUCCAUACCCUUUGAUUCUGCAUUCCAGAAAUCCAGGCUUCAGGAAACAAGACUGCAUAAUUUUGCUUUUGAUCCGGUGUCUUUACCUGCUUCUAGGGCUCCUUCCCGAGAUUCGAGCAUCCGUGACUUUAAUAGAUCCAUUGGAAUGUCUCCUCCUCCCUCACAACCGCAAUCUCCUGCCUUCGGCCCCAUCGACCUGCCCGAGAAUCCAAAGGAUGGACAUAAUCGCGCAUUACUAGAGACAGUAGAAAUGACGCCAGAAGCCUCUUCUUCCAGCGAACGGCCCUCUAAACAAUACAUGAGAAACCAGCACUCGUUCACCUCCUCCAGGCCAUCCUCACCCUCCACUGCCCCUUCCACUCGUCCAGUCUCGGGAUAUAGCAAUACUCCUCCACCAAAACUCUCAAAUAUCAACCGCGGGAAAUUUUUUGUUGGCCCAUCUGAGGACAGCCCUCCAAGUACCCCCCGAUUUGAAGCCAAACGGCCUGCCUCCCCGCUCCUUGGAUCAGGUACAAUCACUCCCUUAGGCGAUGAGAAUGAUCCUUACGCUCGAGAUAAGAGACCUCCGCAAACAAAAAAUCUAGCGAAUAUAGACCAGAGGUUCAUUUUCGGAGGCGUUGACGCCAAACGCCGUCCACAUAAAUCACAUUCUACAACUUCCUUAUCCACACAUAAUAUCCCACGCUCUGCUCAUGCAUCUGAGGCCAAGGACCAUCAUCAUCACCACCACCAUAAACACUCCCACAUCUUCGGUGGCAAGAAAGAUCGGCAUCUUCAAGAUGAUAAAUUUGAUGCCAGACAUUCGGGCUCAAUGUCUGAGCUAAGGCGUUUCUUUAGGAUGGAUCGCAAGCACAAACGGGGAGAGUCACCAUCUUCUAUGAAAUCUUCUAAAUCCUCCCUAAAACAUGUUCCGUUCCAAUCUACUGCCCCCAGCGUGCCUUUUGCCGAUGACCAUGGUCUGCAGUCCAAGUAUGGAAAACUUGGUAAAGUCCUGGGAGCAGGCGCCGGAGGAUCUGUCAGGUUGCUCAAGCGCAGUUCGGACGGUGUCACUUUUGCUGUCAAGCAGUUUAGAGAAAAACACUCCUGGGAAUCGGAGAGGGAGUAUGCUAAGAAAGUAACUGCAGAAUUUUGCAUUGGUUCUACUUUACACCAUGGUAACAUUAUUGAGACGCUAGACAUCAUUCGUGAGAACGGCAAUUGGUAUGAGGUGAUGGAAUUUGCGCCUUUUGAUCUCUUUGCCAUUGUCAUGACUGGGAAGAUGACAAGGGAGGAGAUCGCUUGCUCAUGGCUGCAAAUUGUGAAUGGAGUCAGCUAUCUUCAUAGCAUGGGCCUGGCUCAUAGAGACCUCAAACUAGAUAACGUCGUGGUCAACGAUAAAGGCAUCAUGAAAUUGAUAGACUUCGGCAGUGCAGUGGUAUUCAGAUAUCCCUUCGAAACCGGAACCGUUCAAGCCACAGGCGUCGUUGGUUCAGACCCAUACUUGGCCCCUGAGGUUUACGACGGAAAGAAAUAUGACCCUUGUGCAGCAGAUAUGUGGUCUCUUGCGAUUAUAUACUGCUGCAUGAUCCUCCGCCGAUUUCCCUGGAAACAGCCUAAGGAAGAGGAUAACUCAUUCAAACUAUUUAUUGCUGAACCAUCCCCUAAUACCCCACCACCAGAUGAGUUUGGUAAUCCAUCCAGAGGGCGGCCAAGGUCCAUGGUUGGAGAACCGGGAAAUAAUUCUACUGCGAAUGGAAUCAAAGACGACAGCCAAGUUCACCAUCAUCGCCGUAGAUCAGAUAACAAAGAAUAUCCUAAAUCGGGACCUACUACCAACGACCCCAAGGAUGAAACUUCUGCAAAAAUAGCGGGAAAUGCAGAGAAACAAGCUACAGGCCAGCGUCAAGAACCCAUUAAAGGGCCCUGGCGGCUCUUAAGGGUUCUACCUCGGGAGUCCCGUCUCCUUAUCAGCCGUUUACUGAAACUCGAUCCGCGAGAACGAGCAACUUUACAGGACAUAUUGGAAAACGAGUGGCCGCCACAGUAUUUUCCGACGGAUUCCGCCCAUGAUAACUGGUUGGUUUAUCUGUUGGUUUGCCUUUCUUCCAAUCCUUCGUUUUCCUAUGGGAAAGUAAAAAGUUGCUACGUUUUUAUAUGCAGUUAUACAUUGUGGACACUUAUUUGA
Microsporum canis CBS 113480 is the source of this 2343-nucleotide messenger RNA. Its product is annotated as serine/threonine-protein kinase HRK1. Bases 1 to 2343 code for a protein of 780 amino acids. The record is from RefSeq and is a predicted model, not a curated record. Gene Ontology annotation, molecular function: protein serine/threonine kinase activity; ATP binding. The transcript is spliced from 4 exons. Gene Ontology annotation, biological process: intracellular signal transduction; protein phosphorylation. Lineage: Eukaryota; Fungi; Ascomycota; Eurotiomycetes; Onygenales; Arthrodermataceae.